This is a messenger RNA of Paralichthys olivaceus (Japanese flounder), 1193 nucleotides long. It is a transcript of the gene enkd1, whose product is annotated as enkurin domain containing 1. Lineage: Eukaryota; Metazoa; Chordata; Actinopteri; Pleuronectiformes; Paralichthyidae. The record is from RefSeq and is a predicted model, not a curated record. Gene Ontology annotation, cellular component: cytoplasmic microtubule.
CAUGGUGACGACUACUGAAACAAGCGUUGGCACCUCGGCGUCAUCAGCGCGCGUGAACAAAACCCUCAAGAAGAUAAACACAGACGAUCUCAAAGCUUCAGAUGUGUGAGGGGCCGUCAUCGAUAUCUGGACCAAUCCCCCCGGAUCCUUCACUGUUUCCUCAGUACUACAACAAACAACCUGCUUCAGCUCGUGGACGUUUAGAGGGGAACCACAAUGGGACGUUGGCUCUGCUCUCAGGGCCUCUUGCUCCAGAUCCUGUGUUGUACCCUGGCUGCUACAGUGCUCGUACCCCAGGACAUCAUUCCCGUAUCGGGCCUAAUGCUGCCCAUAUUCUGGAGCGAGGACGAAGAGGUGUAAUUGGGGAACUCCUCAAACUAGACGGUGUUUCAAUUACCCCUGUUCCCAAACAGAAACAGCGAAUUCAUGACUUUAGUAAAGAGAAUGUACGUCGUCUCCGUGAGAUCCAGAGACGCUGCAAAGAGCAGGAGGCUGAAAGAGCACAGUCUCGUCCAGUUCCAGUCAAAGCUCUCUGGACCUCCUCAAAAUAUGAGAAUGUCCCAUCCAGACUGAUGGUCCAGCUACAGGUGUCAAGUCCAUCUGUUAAACCACAGUGUCAGAAUUUUCUGAAGGCCCACUCUAAAGGUGGAUUGACUACCCCAACAAGACCACGCUCCAAAACGUCUUCUUUAGUUUUGCAACGUGCGGCGUCCUGUAGCUCUGCACGUGACCUGGAUUUGCAAGUGCAAGGUCAGACCAUCGACUUCAUAAAACAUAAUGCCAGAGCUGCAGGAAAAGCUGUGAUUCGUCGGUCUCAGUCACUGACCAACCUAAGAGACAAGCCUGUGCCCAGUGCUGUCAAGGGACAGGUGCCUCAGUAUCUUGAAGAAAGGAAGGAGCAAUGGCGUAAGGAGGAGGAGGAAAGAAGGAGGAACACACCUGAUCCCACAGCCCCAGCUGGUCACACUCUGAUGCCUGAGAGUGAGCGACAGGAGACGCUGAAAUCCCUCAAAGAGACCCAUCGCUCCCUGGUGACUGAGCUGCUGUCACUUCCGCUCAAAGCUGACAAUCUGAGCAUUCGCUCGCGAAGGACUCAGCUUGAUUGUAGGCUUUCUGAAAUCGAGGAGGCCAUUAAGAUAUUCUCAAGGGACAAAGUUUACAUAAAAAUAGAUUCCUAACACACAAGAAGAAGA